AUGUUUACCGAACAACACCGUAUGGUAGCAGAUAUAUGUGAAUUGGUCUCUCAGGCUCUAUACCGAGGACCCUGGCGUCGACAGACUUUCUUCAGACGGAAUUGGGGCUGGCUUGCCAAAAUUACUGGAGAUGCAAGCAGUUUCAUUCCAGAGAAACAUUGCAUAAUAUUCUUGAUCUUUUAUAGUCUCUCACCCCCGUUAGGACAAGUUCUCAAUAGAGAUUCUAUGCUGGUUUGCCUUCUCAAACAAGAGGAACUGAGAUACCCGGAGCGAGCUGUGCAGCGUCUUUGUGGGCAAAUCUUCAAAGAUGCACCCCUGGUAGCGGUACUUCCUGGGCUUUAUUUUCGGUUGUCCAUAUUACCAUUACUGAAUUUCAUCUCUGCCGCCAAUCGGUGUGGGCUCGCCUUUUUGGCCAAAUGGCGGAUUUUGAUAUAUAACCAUGAUACAAGUGUAUCAUUGACGAUAUGGAGCCUCUUUGAUGGACCAAAUCUACGGUACAAUGAACCUGCUGUAUACAGAACCGAUAUUUUCAUUCACAUUGCAGCAUCGCAGAAGAACUUCGGCAUUGUGGCGGUUUCUCUAUGCCUUAUCAACACCGCAAUACCAAAUAACUUGCCGCUAGAGAAGCAAGAAGGCAUAUCUUUCUGCUCAUAG
Molecule: messenger RNA, 654 nt
Organism: Microsporum canis CBS 113480
Lineage: Eukaryota; Fungi; Ascomycota; Eurotiomycetes; Onygenales; Arthrodermataceae
Exons: 3
Coding region: 1-654 (217 amino acids)
Source: RefSeq, a predicted model, not a curated record